Messenger RNA from Malus domestica (apple), 774 nucleotides. The record is from RefSeq and is a predicted model, not a curated record. NCBI's taxonomy places the organism in Eukaryota, Viridiplantae, Streptophyta, Magnoliopsida, Rosales, Rosaceae.
AUGACGACUGCCGCAAAUUCCUCCGAUUCUACUUCUCAACCUCCUGCAAACCCUAAUUUUCCAGCGAAUCUCCCUCGCAAUGACAUCUCCAACUCCUUGAUCAUGUCGAUUGGAUCGAUUUCCAUUGCAAAUGUUGCUGGAAUGGUUCCGACGAAGCUCAAUCGUCAGAAUUAUAUAACUUGGCACAGUCUCUUCAUCCCUGUCCUUAAGCAUUUCAAGCUUCUUGGCCUUGUCAAUGGCGAGGAUUUGUGUCCUCCUAAAUUUGUCCGAAACUCAUCCAGUGAUUGUAUUCUGACCAUUUGGAUCAACUCUACUCUUUCUGAAGACCUUCUUCCUUUGACCAUUGACAUAGAAGACUCUUACUCUCUUUGGCAAUCUCUUGAGCGGCGCUUCUCUGGUGCUUCUCGCACACAUGUGCACAGUCUUCGUUCGAAGAUCCAAACAAUUCAGAAAGGUGAUUCUUCCAUGACCGACUUUCUGAAUUCCAUUAAAGAUAUCUCUGACAAACUUGCAGCUGCUGGAGAACCACUUACUGAAUCUGAUCUCGUGGUGUAUAUUUUAUCUGGAUUACUGGAUGAAUACGAAUGGUUUGUUGACUAUAUUGAAACUCGAAAUGAAGUUGUGAUUGCUGAUGAACUUCAUGGCCUCUUAUUGAGCAAAGAAAUCUCUAUUAAAAAAUGUAAAACCAGAGCUUCUUCCUCAUCUACUGCACCAUUUCAGGCCUAUGCUGCUCAAUCAGUCAAUUCUAGAGGUAUCUCGAAUAGAGGCAACUAG